CUAAAGUUUGGUUUGCUCCACCAAUCCGGUUUCAGACAAGAGAGGGAUCUUGAUCCUAUUUGUCGAAUGGGGUUAGAGCAACGUGACCAUAUAACCCUAAAUGGCCAUUAUGCCCUUAUACUAGGUAGGUAGAUACCAAAAACCAACCUGGUACUCUGCCACUUUAGUUGAAUUUCAAGAAACUUAACUUUGGGCGUUCAUUUCAAUAAACGGACAAACAUUUCCGGUGAAUCCCCAGACUAUGACAUCUCCCUACAAUACCCAUUAACUCGUAGAAAACCCCCCAAAACACUUAAUUUCCAGGUUGGACCCGCAAACCCAUUAACUCGCCAUCAACCAUUUUUGUCUUCAGUCUCCUAUUUAAAGCCCCCAAGUCCUCUCUAAACUCUUGCAGUUAACAGUUCAAGGUCACCGUCUUCAAAUCUUUUGAUCUCUCUCUUUUAGGAGACAAUUAUUGGGUAGUUGUUGCAAUGGCAGAAAAAUGGGUGAGGAUGGUUACUGCACAGACGCCAACAAAUAUAGCGGUGAUUAAGUAUUGGGGAAAGAGAGAUGAGACCCUUAUUUUGCCUGUUAAUGAUAGUAUAAGUGUUACAUUAGAUCCUUCCCAUCUUUGUACUACUACAACUGUUGCUGUUAGUCCUACUUUUGAUCAGGAUCGUAUGUGGCUUAAUGGAAAGGAGAUUUCCCUUUCUGGAGGCAGGUUCCAGAGUUGUUUAAGAGAAAUUCGUGCUCGAGCCUGUGAUGUUGAGGAUAAAGAAAAGGGUAUCAAGAUUGUAAAGAAGGAUUGGGAUAAAUUACACGUGCAUAUGGCAUCAUAUAACAAUUUCCCUACUGCUGCUGGACUGGCUUCUUCAGCAGCUGGUUUUGCUUGUCUUGUGUUUGCCCUAGCAAAGCUUAUGAAUGCUAAAGAAGAUAAUGGUGAGCUCUCUGCUAUUGCAAGGCAAGGUUCAGGCAGUGCUUGUCGCAGUUUGUUUGGUGGUUUUGUGAAAUGGAACAUGGGCAAAGUUGAAGAUGGAAGUGACAGUCGUGCUGUUCAAGUUGUUGAUGACAAGCACUGGGAUGAUCUUGUUAUUAUUAUUGCUGUGGUAAGUUCACGGCAGAAAGAAACAAGUAGUACCACAGGAAUGCGUGAGACUGUUGAAACUAGCCUGCUUUUGCAACACAGAGCUAAGGAGGUUGUACCAAAACGCAUUAUAAAAAUGGAAGAGGCCAUAAAGAACCGUGAUUUUGCAUCUUUUGCACAAUUAACCUGUGCUGAUAGUAAUCAGUUCCACGCUGUCUGCUUAGAUACAUCCCCCCCUAUUUUCUACAUGAAUGAUACAUCCCACAGGAUAAUAAGCUGCAUUGAGAAAUGGAAUUGCUGUGAGGGAACACCUCAGGUGGCAUAUACAUUUGAUGCUGGGCCUAAUGCUGUUCUAAUUGCACAAAAUAGAAAGACUGCUGCCCAGUUGCUGCAGAAGUUGCUUUUCUUUUUCCCUCCAAAUUCUGAUACUGAUUUAAACAGUUAUGUUAUUGGUGAUAAGUCAAUACUAAAAGAUGCUGGGAUUCAAGAGAUAAAGGAUGUGGAAGCAUUGCCACCACCUCCAGAAAUUAAGGAUGCCUCAAGAUACAAAGGAGAUGUUAGUUAUUUCAUCUGCACAAGACCUGGCAGGGGUCCUGUUUUGCUCUCCGACGAAAGUCAUGCUCUUCUCAAUCCCGAAACUGGUCUGCCUAAGUAAAAGUGGCAUCAAAUGCCUUUUUCUUGCACGUCUAUUGUCUUGCUGUACCUAGGUAAACAUAUCUGUGAACCUAUAGGUAUGACAUUUUUAUGAUUGUUUUCAGUAAUAUAAGCUACAGAGAAGUAAUUUUCUGCAACUUUUGAUGGCUAGUUCGCAGAUUUCAGAUCUUUUUUUCUUGUAUUUGUAAUUUAUUUUAUUAUUACUAUUGUUAUUACUAUUUUUGCUUCUUAGUCCAUUUAGGGUUUACA
Molecule: messenger RNA, 1966 nt
Organism: Jatropha curcas
Lineage: Eukaryota; Viridiplantae; Streptophyta; Magnoliopsida; Malpighiales; Euphorbiaceae
Product: diphosphomevalonate decarboxylase MVD2, peroxisomal
Biological process (GO): isopentenyl diphosphate biosynthetic process, mevalonate pathway; isoprenoid biosynthetic process
Cellular component (GO): cytosol
Molecular function (GO): diphosphomevalonate decarboxylase activity
Source: RefSeq, a predicted model, not a curated record